This is a messenger RNA of Gloeophyllum trabeum ATCC 11539, 318 nucleotides long. RefSeq lists its product as uncharacterized. The record is from RefSeq and is a predicted model, not a curated record. Bases 1 to 318 code for a protein of 105 amino acids. The transcript is spliced from 2 exons. NCBI's taxonomy places the organism in Eukaryota, Fungi, Basidiomycota, Agaricomycetes, Gloeophyllales, Gloeophyllaceae.
AUGGUGACUCACUAUCAUGGAGCUGCGGAAAAGUCGAUCCUGGCUCGUGAAAAUGUGGUAAGCCUGCGGGAGGAAAAUACGCGGUUCUGCGGCGAGUUAGAUGAGGCACAGAGGGUGAACGAUCAGACGCGGCAGGAAGUGUGGAAGGCCAUCGAGGAGUUGCGCGCGGACCUGCGCAACCUGCAGGAGGAGCAUGGGAGGGUGUCAAUGGCAGUGAUUGACCUGCGGACCAAGUUGAAUAAUUCGUUGCUCGCCCUGCGUAACCAGAUCUCGACUGCCCACACUCGUCUUGCGAGUAUCGAGCGACUGAAGAAAUAG